AUGGCUUGGUGUAGAGCCUUACUCCCUGCCAGGUCGUGGUGGCAGAAGCUCCUGUGGCGUAACAGCACCAAUAAGGAUGGAGAGAAUGGAAACGACCGGGCUCCAUCGAUCGAUCGGACGCCUUUUUUCGAAGAAAGGACAAUUACCGCAAAGUACAUCAACGGUCAAAAAGUCAUGGAGCAUAUCGUCGUGAAGACCAAGCAUAUUGAUGACCGAGGACACACCUGUGUCAGUAACCGUGAUUCGAACAGCAUUGCGGAAACCAGACAUUCUGGACUUAGCUCUAUCAGCAUUUCCGAUCAAAGUACAAUUGCGGAGGAUGCGAAGGCCCUGGAUGAACCUGAACUCUUUGUUGUUCGCUCGCCAUAG
This is a messenger RNA of Aspergillus pseudoviridinutans, 369 nucleotides long. RefSeq lists its product as uncharacterized. The record is from RefSeq and is a predicted model, not a curated record. Bases 1 to 369 code for a protein of 122 amino acids. NCBI's taxonomy places the organism in Eukaryota, Fungi, Ascomycota, Eurotiomycetes, Eurotiales, Aspergillaceae. The transcript is spliced from 2 exons.